AUGGAGAUUGAUCCUUUUGUCUUAGCAGCCUUUGGGCCGCCCCCUGAUGGCAUAGACUUGUCGGCCAACAAUGAAGCCAAGAACACUGGUGUUGUUCUUUUGCUGUUGAUCGUCUCGGCUGCAUUUCUGGCGGGUAGAAUUACUCUACGGACGAAACAAACGUACGGACUGAGUGCGGAUGAUUAUGCUAUUAUAGUGUCGUUCUUGUUUGUGUUUUCCGUUGCUAUAAUGGUGGCUGUUGCUGGCCAUGAUGGUGUUGGGCAACAUGUGUGGGCUCUUAGGAUAAAUCAGCUCUCAGAAGUGGUCAAGCACCAGCUCUCAUACAUAUACAGCUUCCUCUUUGCCUCUGCCGUAUCUACAACUAAAAUCUCGAUACUUCUCUUUUACCGACGAAUAUUCACUCGAGGUGGCCUCGCGUUUCGAAUCGGCUUUUGGUUUGGGACGCUUCUUGUCAUGUCGUAUCCCAUCAUCUUUGUAUUCACCAUGUGCUUUUGCUGCAAGCCUGUUUCGCACUAUUGGACACAGUUCAUGGGGUCUCAGGGUUCAUGCAUCGACGUUGGUCAAUUCUUCGUUGCCCUGGCAAUAAUGAACCUUAUUACCAAUGUCAUCGUGCUUUUAAUCCCAGUGCCAGAAGUGAUCAAGCUUCAGAUGAGCAGAGAGAAGAAGGCAGCUGUUUUCGGCAUCCUGGCACUCGGAGGCUUAGUCUGUAUUGCUAGUGCCGUGAGAAUCCACUACCUCAGCGUCUUCGCUAGAGAAAUCGAUACAACAUGGCAUAUGGGCCCUGUGGCCAUCUGGUCCUCUUUCGAACCGUCAAUAGGCAUCGUGUCAGCGUGUCUACCCAGCUUCAAGUCACUAUUGCGGUACCUGCGAGGCAAGAACAAGAAAUCAAGCUUUAUAACACCACCAGACUGGACUGCGGGCAAUAAGCCCAGGUUUGAUGACGAAAUCGCAUUGAGGAGUCAGGUGGUAGGAGGUCAAGGGAGUUUACGCAGCGCACAGGGUAGUGACGCUGAUAAGCAUAUUUUUGUCAAGACAGAUGUCGAGCAAACCUUUCAUGAAGUGCCCUGA
Messenger RNA from Fusarium graminearum PH-1, 1068 nucleotides. RefSeq lists its product as uncharacterized. Lineage: Eukaryota; Fungi; Ascomycota; Sordariomycetes; Hypocreales; Nectriaceae. Bases 1 to 1068 code for a protein of 355 amino acids. The transcript has 4 exons. The record is from RefSeq and is a predicted model, not a curated record.